GCGCAUUGCGGGACUGCUCUGGCGACACCCACCUUUGCGGGGCAGGCUCCUAUUGACCUCUCGUGGAGGAGAGGAAGCAUUGGCAUGGGAUUGGACACUACGAAAUCAGACCAUGACCUUUUCCUUUUCAUCCAAGAUGGGGACCCAAGCAUGGUCCAAGAGCUCUACGAGGUGCUACUGGAUUUGCAGCAAGACGAGAAGACGCAUCUUCGGUUGAAGCGUGCGAAGAUCCUGUGCAAAGAUUUUGCGGUGGAGAUCCAGGGCUAUUAUCGCUCGAAAGAUUUUGACUUGGUGCCCUUCACAGACAUCCAAUCGAGUGACACAAGUGGUGAAUGCCAAUGGGACCCUGUACGGGAGGUCUGGCAGCGCAUCUUGCACAAAGACCUUGCGCCGAAACUCCAAGACUUGUCGUUGCAGCAUCCGGAUGGCUACCUUAUGACACGUGUCAUGAAGAGCUGGAAUGAAUCUUUGCCAAAGAUUCGUCGCAGGAAGCACCCCUUCAUUUCGGUCCACUUACCAUUGAUGGUUCUGGGGGCUGGUGACCAUGGCUGCUUUGAAGAGUGUAACAGCCCACAGACCUAUGUUUUGGCCUCAUUGAAGUUUAUUGGGGAGAACUGGUUGCGCUCGGAGCUUGACCCCGAUGACGUGACCUGGCAAGAUGUGAAUGCUAAACCUCAUUUGCAGCGGAUGACACAAAAAUAUCUUGAAAGUGUCACGCAGAAGGAACUCGAAAGGCUCUUGCAGACGAAAACGAGACUGUUUGAAGAAGCUUGCAGUCUUCGUGGUGAUGACAGAAUGUCCGCUGAUGGAGUGAUGUCUUUGAUGCGGGAGUUCUUCGGCUGUGACUUGUGCCUUCUGAGACCAGACCGAAAGGCAGCGCUUGCAAAGCGCUUGUAG
Durusdinium trenchii is the source of this 897-nucleotide messenger RNA. Lineage: Eukaryota; Dinophyceae; Suessiales; Symbiodiniaceae. The record is from the annotation of a GenBank genome assembly.